AUGAAAUAUGUAAGCGAAGAAUGCUUAUUGGAAGCAGGAGAAUACAUUGUAAGCAUUCGAUCACUUAACUGCAUGGAAUUCAGUAAUAGAGAAUAUAACGAUGAUACAAUGGAACUUGUUGGAGCAGAUGGAAAAUUAACUAAACAUUUUAAAAUGACGUUAAUGAAUAUGUUUGAUAUGUUUGAUUUUGAUGAAAGUGGUAAAUUAAGCCGAGAAGAAUUUGAAAUAUAUAAUGUGUUAGCUAGUGGUGAACAUGUUUUGGAUCAGGAAUGGGAAAUAUUGUGCAAAUGUUUUGAAUUAAAAAAUGAAGAAUUAACAAUGAAUGCAUUUAUAUCACUCCAUCAGAUUGAAGCAGAUGGAAACCCUGAUUUGACCGACAUUUGGAUGUCACUCAUUUCUGUUGGUUACGAUAAACGAUUGGAUCUUGUUGAAAAUUGUCCGUGUUCAUUUACAAUUUUUUCUGAAUCACAAAUUCAUAUGAGAGAAGUAAAGUUACGUGAACCAACGAAAAUAGAAGAAGAAGCUUUGGGUGAAUAUUUUUGGAGAAAUGGCAAGGAAGUUGAUAAUGACAUAGACAUACGUAUUUGGAAAUGCGAUUACUUUGCCAUUGGCGUGGCAGGACCAAUGAAGCUGCCUUACGCUGUCAAUCUUCAUUACGAAAGAUCAGCAAAUGUAUUAGUUAAAGAACACAUAAGUCUUCAAAGGAUACCACUAAAAUUUAUUAAACCAAAAAUACUACUUCAAGCAGUUGCAAAGGAAUCUGAAUGGUCAUUAAAUUUGACAGUUGAGACAACAACAUGA
Molecule: messenger RNA, 801 nt
Organism: Thelazia callipaeda (thelaziosis nematode)
Lineage: Eukaryota; Metazoa; Nematoda; Chromadorea; Rhabditida; Thelaziidae
Source: the annotation of a GenBank genome assembly